Messenger RNA from Phacochoerus africanus (Common warthog), 4427 nucleotides. RefSeq names its product neuronal calcium sensor 1 (gene NCS1). Bases 16 to 714 code for a protein of 232 amino acids. NCBI's taxonomy places the organism in Eukaryota, Metazoa, Chordata, Mammalia, Artiodactyla, Suidae. The record is from RefSeq and is a predicted model, not a curated record. Gene Ontology annotation, molecular function: calcium ion binding; calcium sensitive guanylate cyclase activator activity. The transcript is spliced from 8 exons.
UGCAGCUGGGCAUUUAUGGAAAACAGGCCUGGGGCGGGUGCGGGGCUGUGGGUCUGUUUCCUUCCCACUGGGCCGAGGCACAGAACGAGCAUCCCAGCGGCAGUGACCGUGGCACUCAGCUCCCGUGUGACCGCGUCACAUCUGAUCUUGCGGCAGCUCUGCUGGAGGACUCCGUUUUGCGGGAAAGCCUCCACCCGCAUCCAAGUUACCGAGAAGGAGGUCCAGCAGUGGUACAAAGGCUUCAUCAAGGACUGCCCCAGCGGGCAGCUGGACGCGGCGGGCUUCCAGAAGAUCUACAAGCAGUUCUUCCCGUUUGGAGACCCCACUAAGUUCGCCACGUUUGUUUUCAAUGUCUUUGAUGAAAACAAGGACGGGCGGAUUGAGUUCUCCGAGUUCAUCCAGGCGCUGUCGGUGACCUCGAGGGGAACCCUGGACGAGAAGCUGCGGUGGGCCUUCAAGCUCUACGACUUGGAUAACGACGGCUACAUCACCAGGAACGAGAUGCUGGACAUUGUGGAUGCCAUUUACCAGAUGGUGGGGAACACCGUGGAGCUGCCAGAGGAAGAGAACACCCCCGAGAAGAGGGUGGACCGGAUCUUUGCCAUGAUGGACAAGAACGCCGACGGGAAGCUGACGCUGCAGGAGUUCCAGGAAGGCUCCAAGGCAGACCCGUCCAUCGUGCAGGCGUUGUCCCUCUAUGACGGGCUGGUAUAGUCCAAGGCCCAGAGUGGGAUGCCUGGGAACCACUCGCCUCCUCCCGUGCCAUGAGGCCGCCUCCGCCCCGACGCCACCCUCCCGUGCCCAUCCCGCCUUUCUCCGCAUCCACACCUGGCCGGGCUGCCCAGGGACGGCGAGGCCCGGCUCUCCUCUGCCCUGCCCCGCACACACCCGCCGCCUGAAGCCACCGGCUCCAAUUGCCAACAUCCUUUGCUUGUCCAGAAAAUACCACCACGGAUGGGAAAAGGCUUCCAGCCCUCUGCAAAACCAAGGACUUGGCUGCUUCGCAGGCAGCCUCUCGGUCCCUCCUGCUCUCCUGCGUGUGUGCUUUUUUUUUUUUUUUUUUUUUAAUUUCAAAUAGACAAUUGAAAAAGGAAAAACAAACAAACAAACAAACUACCUUCUGUCCUAGAAGAUUCAGACUGACAGAUGGGGAGAAGGCCUCGGGGAGAACUCUGCCUCCCGCCUCGACCUUUGCAGCCGGAGAACCCACUGCGGUCAUGGCCUCGGCCACGGUCCCUCGGGGCUGUGGCGCGGGGCGGGGGGGGGGGGGGGGCGCCUGCCUGCCUAACGGGGUUUGUCGUCUCGAGCAGCCAAACCACCUGCGUGGCUAGGAUGAUGAAUUACGAUGAUGCUGAUUUUUUGUGAUAACAGUAUUGUGCUAUUUGUGGGAAAAGUGAGGGUUUUUUUUUUUAUAUAUAUAUAUACCUAUCUAAUUGAUCUCUUUUAUUUAUUGGUUGUUAACUGCUGCUGCUGCCUCGUGUGUCCAGCGCUCCGGGGAUGCGGAGCCCACCGUUUACACGUGCACGCCCUCGCCCACCUGCCCCCAUGUGCUUGGGAGGAUGGUGGCUGGCAGCGGCCAAAAAGCCAAAAACCUUUUUGUUUUCUUCUUUUCAGAUACUGUGCUUCAUGUUUGGAGAGGGGCAAGGUGGGCUUCUGAAAUGGCUAAUGCACUGUUCCCCCAGCCCGAAUGUCUCCUCUUUAGAACUCUUUCUCUGCCCCCAGUUCCCACAUCUCUCUGUCCCGUGUCGUCCUCUGGGUCCAACAGGGACCAUCUCUCAGUUUCUCGGCUCUCGCUUUGGUGUUGGCAGUGACGUGGGGGAUGGCGGGGCUUGUGCUGAGCCUGGGAGCCAGGACAGGGGCCUGGGUACCUAAGGAGCGAGGGAAGAGGGGGUGACAGGUGUAAAGGCUGCCUCUCCGUCCUUGGCGGGUUUUGAGAAUAGGGGCUCCCGCCUUCCUGCUCCCUCAUCCAGUGUGGACAGUAUUCCUCUGCCCUUCCUUCUUUUAGCUCAAAAGCUGGGAAGGAGCAGAGAGAGAAGGGACUUGAGGAAUCCUGUUCACGUAGCUUCUCGGGCCAUGGCCCAUGUGUGUUCACAGGAAGCUUCUAGCCCUGCCUGCCACUGAGACGGGGCGGCCUCAGAACCGUCGGCAGGAAAGCCAGAUGACUUUGGACCAGGAACUAGGUGCCCAAGGCUGGCCCUUUGCUCUGUGCCUGUGGGCACGCCCCUGCCCUCUCUGGGCCCCAGCUGCCCCAGCCGCAGAGCCAAGAAGCCUGGACUGGAGGAUUGAAAGUCUCUCCUCUGGCUGAUGCUAAUUCUAAGCUUGGGUUUCCUGCAGUUGGUGAUUCUGCGGUCUGUGGCUGAGUUUCCUGAGCCCAGCAGAUGUGGGCACCGUCUGAGUCGCUGUUUUGUCCCUUGGCAUGAAUCCCCAGGGACACGGCAGCCACUGGUCGCGGUGUGUGGGUUCAGAUGACACAUCUGGUCCCUCCCCGCGGUGCUUCCUGGUUCCUCCUGCCCUCGGGAGCUAUUUUGCAGCCCCAAGCUCGACCUCACCCAGGGAAGGCUUCCAGCGGGAGAAGCAGUCUCCCAGAAUGUGCAGGGCCGGGCCGGAGUCUAGAAUCCCUGCUUCUCCUUUGCAAAGUCAGCAUCCAUCUUUCUCUGCUCACCGCGGCCCCAGGAGAGGAGAAGCUGGCCCUCGCUCCCACUUGGAAUUUUCUUUGGCGUCCACUUUGCUCUUCCCCAGGAGGCCAGAGCUUCUCUAGCUCGUGAGUCCUCAGCCAGCAGACCCUCUGCCUGAGAGCAGCUCUGCCAGUGGGGGGCUCGUGUGUCCGCUCCUGUAGGCUGGACUGCGAGGCCAGCCCUUACCUCUUCCUUCUUGCGUUCCUUCGCGGGCCCUCUGGCUGCCCUCUGCCUCCACUGGAAGCCCCCCUCCCCCACCCCCACCCCCUACCCCUAAUCCUGCAGGGACAGAUGCAGUAGUUCCAUUUUCACAGGCGACUUUGAAGCCUGGGUUCUUUGAGGCCCCUGCAGUCACCGACCUGCUCCGGCCUAGGACUCACCACCAAAUCCCGCAGUUCCUCAGCCUGGCUCUGACCUGGGGCCCUAGGGCAGGAGGUGAGCUUCGUGGCUUGGGGCCAGAGGGGAGAGGGGAGCGGGGCCUUCCUCCAGGUCAGCUGACUUCUCUGGCCUCCGCCUGAGCCUCGAUUUGCCUCUCUGGCCCGGUGGGCAGGGGCUGUCGUGCAGCCUGCCCUGGAGGCAUCGCGGUGAAGGGCUUGCGGCCGAGAAUGAGCCAGGGUUAAGCAUGUGGGGCCCGCCAGCUGAGGCGUCCGUCCCCAGGCAUCCAGGGAGAUCUGCGUGCAAGGCUUCCCUCCCAUCUCCUCGCCUUUUGGCCUUUUGGUUUGGAGCCACGGGUGUGGCUUUUGGCCUUAGCUGGCAGUACCAUGGAUGCACGCCCCAGGCACACCGAGUCCACCCCCGGAGACGGUCUAGAGCUGCCAGUCGGAGGCCGCUCUUCUUCCUGGCAGGGUGCUGGACACUGGCCAUUUUUGCCCAAGGUUGCAGGCAGGGGGCAGUUCUGUCCCCUCCUCUGACCGGGUCUCUAGCUGCAGCACCCUGGGAGCCCUGAGCAGCCCGUGGGCCUCGCUCCUCAGCCCCAUGUUGCACCUGAGGCCUACCCCCAUCAGCUGCUGCUCUCUGGGGCUGCCUGACCAGCCGGGAGCCAGGCUCUCCGUCCCUCUGCUGACCCUUGCUCUCCAGCCCAGGAGUAGGGACCAGCCUUGGGCAGCCCAUCUGCAGUGGCCCUGGCCUCUUCCUCACCGUGUCCGCUGCCCACUCUGUGUUGAUGGUACUUAGAGAAUGCCGCGAGUUUGUAGUAUUUCACCAGGCAAUGUUUCGAGUCACGUCGAAAGGCAAACCUGUGUGUCCUCUUCCCCUGAAACGCUUUUCAUUUGGACAGCCAACUGCCUAGAUGACAGAUGCACCUGGGCUUUCGGGGACAUUGUGUCUUCUCUAGGGGGUUGGGGGAUGGGAAGAGGCAGAAAAAGCCCCACUGCUCACCUAGAGGAAAGCCACCUGAUUCCCAGCGGUUUUAGUGUCUAAGGGAUGGAAGGGAAGGCGGGCACGCCCCCUGGUGGCGAUGAGCCGUGACGGCAUGUGGGGGCCCUGACCUGCCACAUAGGUGAUUUGAGAGGGGAGGCUGCGGAUGGGGAGAUGAAGAGGGGGCUGUGAUCUCACCCAGACCCUGGGCUUCCUGCCCCACCUUUUGGCAGCAUGUCUCCCAGACGCCUCUCUUCCUGAUCAACCCCGGGGGAUGGCAAGUGAAUUAGCAUCAAAGGCGCUGUGAUGAGAAGCCUUGCCCCACCCUUUUUUAAUAUCUGCGGAAUAAACGCAAUGGUUGAUUUUUGAACGAAUAAAAGGCUUUUGUUGAAUAAA